AGUUGAUACAAUAAUGUAGGCAACAUGAGAAAGAGAAGGCAUCCCUUUCUUUCCUUGAAGGGGGAAAGGUUUGAACACUAAGCAAAGCUUUGGCUCUAACUUUGCCCGUCUCUCUCUCUUUCUUUUUAAAACCCCACCAUCUAAUGUCUCCCACCUCAAACAUUCCUCAACAGAAACAAAACCAGAACUUACUCAUCCCACCAAAACAAAGUCACUCUUUUCAUCUUAUCCCACACCCUCUUUCCCUCUUUUUGUCUUUGUUUCUUUCCCUUCUUCUUUUCUCCUCAUAACUCAAAAGGGAGGGAGAACACAUGUGGCAAUAUCAGCCCAGAAAGUCUUGUUUCGGAGAAUCUAUCAAGGCUCUUGAAGCUGAUAUACAACAUGCCAAUAGCUUCUUCUCUUCCCAGAGAUUAUGGUGGGAAUUCUAUCCAAAUGAGAUUGUCUUACAGCCCCUUUGCCCCUCUUUUCCUUUAUUUCAUUGAAUGGAUGGAUUAUAGUUGCACUGAUAUACUUCCCAAUUACUUGGGCCUCCUCCACAUACUUGUAUACAAGGUAUAUGUUGAUGGGGUUCCUUCAAUAUCCUCCAAAGAACAAAAGGUCACUAUAAGGGAAUUUUAUGCUGUAAUAUACCCUUAUCUUAGACAACUUGAAGGCGAGUUUAACGAACUGGAAGAUAAUAAGAAGAGAAGCCAAAAGAGGAUGGAAGACAGGAAAAACCUCUCUGAUCAGGAUCUAGAAAGAGAUGAUGAAUGUGGUAUAUGUAUGGAAAACUAUGCAAAGAUGGUGUUGCCGAAUUGUGGGCAUUCUAUGUGCAUCACCUGCUUCCAUGAUUGGAAUGUGCGAUCACAGUCCUGCCCUUUUUGCCGUGGCAACCUCAAGAGAGUUAGCUCUACAGAUUUGUGGGUACUCACAAGAAACAGCGACGUGAUUGAUGCUGUAACCCUUGCAAAAGAGAACCUUAGACGCUUCUAUCUUUAUGUUGAAAAUAUUCCUGUUGUUAUGCCAGCAACACAUGUUGUGGUAUAUGAUUACAUGCUCUGACUUGGAGAUGAAAAUGAAGUUGCAAUCUACACAAAAUGCUGAAUACCCCUGUACAUAUAGUAUAAUAUAGAGAAGUUAAUGUAAAUCACCAUGGAAGGUUGACAAGCUGUUUCAUGGUGGCUGUAUAUAGCAACUGAAAUAGUGAAAAGCCUAUUUCCAGGUGAAAACCUAGCUUUGGACUUUGAAGAUUCUUGAUUGAGCUACAUCAAGGAGCAGCUGCCAGCCUCCAUCGAAUAAUGCACCUGAGAGUCUGUGACAGCGCUGGAUAUACUAGUAUUGAUAUAUGUAACAGUUAUGCCUGCCAUUCAACUCAGCAUUUUGAAACCUGAGUGUUGCAAUGGAAAUGGCAAGCAGUUUGCUGGAAUUAUGUAAUCUUCUGAUUACUUCAUAAUUUACUAUACAAUUAAUGACAAAAGCUACCAUAUUUACC
Rosa rugosa (rugosa rose) is the source of this 1471-nucleotide messenger RNA. RefSeq names its product E3 ubiquitin-protein ligase AIRP2-like. Gene Ontology annotation, biological process: protein ubiquitination. Lineage: Eukaryota; Viridiplantae; Streptophyta; Magnoliopsida; Rosales; Rosaceae. Gene Ontology annotation, molecular function: ubiquitin protein ligase activity. The transcript has 5 exons. The record is from RefSeq and is a predicted model, not a curated record. Bases 382 to 1041 code for a protein of 219 amino acids.